Cornus florida is the source of this 1687-nucleotide messenger RNA. Its product is annotated as protein DETOXIFICATION 35-like. Gene Ontology annotation, biological process: xenobiotic detoxification by transmembrane export across the plasma membrane. The transcript is spliced from 7 exons. Gene Ontology annotation, cellular component: membrane. Lineage: Eukaryota; Viridiplantae; Streptophyta; Magnoliopsida; Cornales; Cornaceae. The record is from RefSeq and is a predicted model, not a curated record. The coding region runs from base 1 to 1650 and encodes 549 amino acids. Gene Ontology annotation, molecular function: xenobiotic transmembrane transporter activity; antiporter activity.
AUGGGCAGUUCUGGUGUCUUAAAAUUUCAUGACACAGUAAAAAAAUUUAAAAAAAAAAAAAAAACAAUUAAGGGUGUAAAGAUUGCAGGGAACGAAGCAAAUGAUAUACAGAAAGCAGGGGAGAGCAAUAGUUCCUCCUCUGCAGAAUCAACCCCUAAGCAAUUUGUGGGUUUGCAGAUUGAGUCACCGUACAUUGGCGGUGGUGCCGCCACUAAAGAUGCCGUGCUCCACCACGCGCCCACCACCUUGCUGGUGCAUGGUGACGAAGGAGACUACCCUCCUGUCCAUAACUUCCAGAGUGCCAAAAAUAUAUGUUACGUAGAGUCGGUAAAGUUAUGGUCUAUUGCAGGUCCAAUUGCUUUCAAUAUUCUCUGCAAUUACGGGGUUAACUCUUUUACAAAUAUCUUUGUUGGACAUAUUGGAGAUGUCGAGCUCUCUUCAGUUGCCAUUUCUUUAUCUGUUAUUGCAAAUUUCUCAUUUGGAUUCUUGAUGGGCAUGGGAAGUGCAUUGGAGACUAUAUGCGGACAGGCAUUUGGUGCCGGACGCAUAGAUAUGCUCGGGGUUUACAUGCAAAGGUCAUGGAUAAUCCUAGUUGUGGCCUGCUUCUGCAUAUUGCCGCUUUACAUAUAUGCCACUCCAAUCCUAAAGCUCUUAGGCCAACGCGACGACAUUGCUGAAUUUGCAGGCAAAUUCACCAUCCAAGUCAUCCCUCAAAUGUUUUCGCUUGCCAUCAACUUCCCCACACAGAAGUUUCUGCAAGCUCAAAGUAAGGUCGCGGCUCUAGCGUGGAUUGGUUUCGUGGCUCUGUUGCUUCACAUUGUUGUGCUGCAUCUGUUCAUUAGUGUGUUUGGGUGGGGCACAGCCGGUGCUGCCGCAGCUUAUGACUUAUCGGCAUGGGGGGUGGCCUUGGCUCAGGUUGCUUAUAUUGUUGGAUGGUGCAAGGAUAGUUGGAUGGGACUGUCUUGGUUAGCCUUCAAGGAGCUUUGGGCCUUUGCAAGGCUCUCUGUGGCUUCAGCUGUCAUGCUUUGCCUUGAGAUUUGGUACUUUAUGACCAUCAUUGUUCUCACUGGACAUCUUGGGGACCCUGUUAUUGCAGUUGGAUCCCUUUCUAUUUGCAUGAAUUUGAAUGGGUGGGAAGCCAUGGUGUUUAUUGGAAUCAAUGCAGCUAUAGGUGUUCGGGUUUCUAAUGAACUUGGAGCAGGACAUCCCAGAGCUGCCAAGUAUACAAUCAUCAUCACAGUAACCGAAUCUCUCCUUAUUGGUAUAAUUUCCAUGUGGAUUAUCAUAGCAACAAGAAACCAUUUUGCUGUCAUCUUUACUGACAGCAAGGAGAUGCAACAAGCCGUGGCUCGGUUGGCUUACCUUCUGGCUGUAACCAUGGUGCUCAACAGCGUUCAGCCAGUUAUAUCAGGUGUAGCUAUUGGAGGAGGGUGGCAAGGGCUGGUGGCUUACAUUAAUUUGGCUUGUUAUUACAUCAUUGGUCUCCCUCUCGGGUUUCUUCUAGGUUACAAAACAAAUUUAGGAGUUGAUGGGAUUUGGAUGGGCAUGAUAUUUGGUACUUUUCUGCAAACAAUGAUCCUAUUGUUCAUUACAUGGAAAACAAACUGGAAUGAGGAGGUAAUAUUUAAUUAUUACUAUAAUAAGACCUAAUUUUAGUAUGUUUACCACAAGAUUAUCCAGAUUUUGG